UCCACUACCACCUCCUGGACGCAGCCUGCUUUCGAUCCUUGCUGCGAGUUCUUCCUCCCUCUGGGCAUUCUCCUCCUCCUCCGCUCCUCCCGAUCCCUCCUCCUCUGCCUGGUCCCUCCUCCUCUCGCCCAGCCUCCCCACACCCCGGCCCGCGCAAGCUAGACGUCUGGGCAGCUCCCAGCGCAGCGCUGCAGCCUCCGCCUCCUGCACGGUGUGCGCGCCCGCGGCCAGGGCGGCCUGAACAAGUCUUGGCGGCUGCCGCCGCCCAGACCGGACGACAAGCCACCUAGGCGUCUGCCGGAGUCUCUGCCUCAUCGCCGCCACCGCCGCGCACGGCCGUCUGACUCAGUCCGGGAAUAAUUGCGGAGAGCCGGAGCCAGCUCCUGGGGGCAGCAAUGCGACCCUCCAGGACCGCCGGAGCCGCGCUGCUGGUGCUGCUAGCUGCGCUGGUAUGGGCGAGUUGUGCGUUGGAGGAAAAGAAAGUUUGCCAAGGCACAAGUAACAAGCUCACCCAGUUGGGCACUUGUGAAGAUCACUUUCUGAGCCUCCAGAGGAUGUUCAAUAACUGUGAAGUGGUCCUGGGGAACUUGGAAAUUACCUACGUGCAAAAGAAUUAUGACCUUUCCUUCUUAAAGACCAUCCAGGAAGUUGCUGGUUAUGUACUCAUUGCCCUCAACACAGUGGAGAGGAUUCCUUUGGAAAACCUGCAGAUCAUCAGAGGAAAUGUGCUCUAUGAAAAUACUUAUGCCUUAGCAGUCCUGUCUAACUAUGGUGAAAAUAGAACUGGACUAAGGGAGCUGCCCAUGAGAAACUUACAGGAAAUCCUGCAUGGUGCUGUGCGGUUCAGCAAUAACCCUGUCCUCUGCAACAUGGAAAGCAUCCAGUGGCAGGAUAUCGUCGACAAUGACUUUAUGAGCAAUAUGUCAAUGGACUUGCAGAACCGCCUGGGCAGCUGCCAAAAGUGUGAUCCAAGCUGUCCCAAUGGAAGCUGCUGGGGGGCAGGAGAGGAAAACUGCCAGAAAUUGACCAAGAUCAUCUGUGCCCAGCAGUGCUCAGGGCGCUGCCGUGGCAAGUCCCCCAGUGACUGCUGUCAUAACCAGUGUGCAGCUGGCUGCACGGGGCCCCGGGAGAGCGACUGCCUGGUCUGCCGCAAGUUCCGAGAUGAAGCAACAUGCAAGGACACCUGUCCACCACUCAUGCUGUACAACCCCACCACAUACCAGAUGGAUGUCAACCCCGAGGGGAAGUAUAGCUUCGGUGCCACCUGUGUGAAGAAGUGUCCCCGGAACUAUGUGGUGACAGACCAUGGCUCCUGUGUCCGCGCCUGUGGUCCUGAUAGCUAUGAGAUGGAGGAGGAUGGUGUUCGCAAGUGUAAGAAGUGUGAAGGGCCGUGUCGCAAAGUUUGUAACGGAAUAGGAAUUGGUGAAUUUAAAGACACACUUUCCAUAAAUGCUACAAACAUAAAGCACUUCAAAAACUGUACUUCUAUCAGUGGAGAUCUUCAUAUCCUGCCAGUAGCAUUUAAGGGGGACUCCUACACACGUACUCCUCCUCUAGAUCCAAAGGAACUGGAUAUUCUAAAAACCGUAAAGGAAAUAACAGAAUUAAGAGAAGCCACGUCUCCAAAAGCCAACAAGGAAAUUCUUGACGAAGCCUAUGUGAUGGCCAGUGUGGACAAUCCUCAUGUGUGCCGCCUCCUGGGUAUCUGUCUGACCUCCACCGUCCAGCUUAUCACUCAGCUCAUGCCCUUUGGUUGCCUCCUGGACUAUGUCCGAGAACACAAGGACAACAUCGGUUCCCAGUACCUACUCAACUGGUGUGUGCAGAUUGCAAAGGGCAUGAACUACCUGGAAGACCGGCGCUUGGUGCAUCGUGACCUGGCAGCCAGGAAUGUCCUAGUGAAGACACCACAGCAUGUCAAGAUCACAGAUUUUGGACUGGCCAAACUGCUUGGGGCUGAGGAGAAAGAAUACCAUGCAGAGGGAGGAAAGGUGCCUAUCAAGUGGAUGGCUUUGGAAUCAAUUUUACACCGAAUUUAUACCCACCAAAGUGAUGUCUGGAGCUAUGGAGUCACUGUUUGGGAGUUGAUGACUUUUGGGUCCAAGCCUUAUGAUGGAAUCCCUGCAAGUGAGAUCUCAUCCAUCCUAGAAAAAGGAGAGCGCCUUCCACAGCCUCCCAUCUGCACCAUUGAUGUCUACAUGAUCAUGGUCAAGUGCUGGAUGAUAGAUGCAGACAGUCGCCCAAAGUUCCGGGAGUUGAUCGUGGAAUUCUCCAAAAUGGCUCGAGAUCCCCAGCGCUAUCUUGUCAUACAGGGGGAUGAAAGAAUGCAUUUGCCAAGCCCUACAGACUCCAAUUUUUAUCGUGCCCUGAUGGAUGAAGAUGACAUGGAAGAUGUGGUGGAUGCUGAUGAGUACCUCAUUCCACAACAGGGCUUCUUCAACAGCCCAUCUACAUCUCGGACUCCCCUCUUAAGUUCUCUGAGUGCAACCAGCAACAAUUCCACUGUGGCUUGCAUUAACAGAAAUGGGCAGAGUUGUCCCACAAAGGAGGACAGCUUCUUGCAGCGGUACAGCUCAGACCCAACUGGUGCCUUGACAGAGGACAGCAUAGAUGAUACAUUCCUCCCAGCACCUGAAUAUAUAAACCAGUCUAUUCCUAAGAGGCCUGCAGGAUCUGUGCAGAACCCUGUCUAUCACAAUCAACCCUUGCAUCCAGCAGCUGGCAGAGACCCACACUACCAAAAUCCCCACAGUAACGCCGUGGGCAACCCUGAAUAUCUCAACACCACCCAGCCUAUUUGUGUCAACAGUGCAUUUGACAGCUCUGCCCACUGGGCCCAGAAAGGCAACCACCAAAUUAGCCUGGACAACCCUGACUACCAACAGGACUUCUUGCCCAAGGAAUCCAAGCCAAAUGGCAUCUUUAAGGGUCCCACAGCUGAAAAUGCAGAAUACCUACGAGUAGCACCACCAAGCAGUGAAUUUAUUGGAGCAUGACCAUGGAAGGUAGCAUCAGCCAUAAAGAUUCUAGACUCUUCAGAAACCCAGGACCAAGCCACGGCAGCUACUUCACUCCUGAUAGCCAUGCCUUUGUUAACUCUCAGACUCGUUUUACCACUGAGCUCUGAUCAGCUCCUUUCAACCAGGAAGUGCCCCAUCCUUGGAUGCACUUUAGAAAGUUGUAGGCUCAUUCCUUGAUAAUCAAACUGUGAAGCUUCCACAAAAAGGCAUCCAGGAAGAAAGCUGUCCAUUUGUGCUGAAGUUUAACUUUCAGUGAGGUAUAUUAGAAAUAUAAAUUUAAAAAUAUAUAAGGACUUUUACUGCUUGGGGGUCUUUGGGAUUUUUAAUUUUCACUAUAAUUAUGAUUUAAUGGGCUCUUCCAAGGACAAAGAAACUUGCUUGUAGCUCUUGCUACACUGAGUUGAUCCAGGCCCAACUGUGACCAAGAAGCAUGGGCUACAAGUCUUCCAACUAGCACUUGAUUCCACUGGCUCUACUUCAAGACUCUUCCAUUGCAAGACAACUAAAUAUACAAGAAAUCCUGCAUGUCCUAAGCAGGCCAGAUUGAUUACUGAAUCAAAUCAAAGCAGGUACAAUAGGAUAAGCCACUUUGUUCUUUCCUGGGUGAAGAAGAAUUGAAGGGGUUGAAUUCUCCUUCAGGCUUACUUUUGUAUAAAUGUUUCCAUGGUACUACUCCCCAUUAGGUUACAGUAUUUUCUAAUUAUGAGUAUUAGACUUGUUUAUUUUCCAUUCAAUUGUUUUGAAACUUAAUAUGCUUUCCCUGUCUUGAUGUCGUGACAUCAGCAAAAGAAGAUGGUACGUCAAA
Messenger RNA from Ictidomys tridecemlineatus (thirteen-lined ground squirrel), 3825 nucleotides. The record is from RefSeq and is a predicted model, not a curated record. Lineage: Eukaryota; Metazoa; Chordata; Mammalia; Rodentia; Sciuridae.